Messenger RNA from Alternaria hordeiaustralica, 708 nucleotides. RefSeq lists its product as uncharacterized. The coding region runs from base 1 to 708 and encodes 235 amino acids. The transcript is spliced from 2 exons. The record is from RefSeq and is a predicted model, not a curated record. Lineage: Eukaryota; Fungi; Ascomycota; Dothideomycetes; Pleosporales; Pleosporaceae.
AUGCCACCCAUUCGCACAGAGAAGAAGAAAGGUUCAGCGAAGGCUACUCCUUCCGGUGGUCUUGCAGCCUUUGGCUUUAGACCAGCCCCGAAAGAGGAGGUCGUAGCCGCAGCGGCCCGGGCAAAACCUCCAGUUGUAUCACGAUCCGCUGCAGACCUAGUAGCGCAAGAAGCGCCGAAGCCAAAACCUCGUCUUCCCAAGCCUCUCGUUAAAGGAGUAAAACACGCCUCCUUCUAUGACUCCAGAUGCGACUGGGACGACAAGUACCACAAGAUUAUUGGGACAUCGACACGGAAGAUCACUUUUGGAGGGGCCUUUGAGCUGACAGAAAACCUAAAGAAGAUCUCUCUACCCGGGUCUAGGAGUUCUGAACUUGGUGAUCAAGGCUUGAUCCAUCUCAUUUCGUUCUGUCAGAACCUUACCCAUCUGGAGUUUUCCGGUUCUGGCGUUACAGAAGUCACUUUCGAGCAAUGGAUUGCUCACCCGGAUUGGGCGCCGAACCUGAAGAAACUACGCCUCAACGACCUUUCUUACAAUAGAAGACCCAUGCGUGCGUUGCGAGAGUUUGGAAGGACGCGGCCGACACUACCUAUCGAGCUGGUUACCCGUUCAGAAUUCAAGAAGUGGGAUACGUGGUAUCUGCAGACCAGUCACGAUACGUACAAGAACGGGAGAAAGGUGUCUUCUAGUCUCCCUACUGUUACUUGA